Messenger RNA from Salvia hispanica, 505 nucleotides. Its product is annotated as StAR lipid transfer-like protein. NCBI's taxonomy places the organism in Eukaryota, Viridiplantae, Streptophyta, Magnoliopsida, Lamiales, Lamiaceae. The record is from RefSeq and is a predicted model, not a curated record.
CAAGAAAUGGAAUCUGAGCAAUGGAGAAAGUUGAAAUGGAAGAAAAGGAAGAAAAUAGAGUUGUGAGCAAUGGCGCAGUUCAAGCUUACUGGUUCUGGGGUAGCGCCAGCGCCGUUCAAUUUUGGUGGGGCGUCGCCGCCUUGAAAAGGGGAUAUGUCGGCAAUGGCAACCUCAUGCCUUUGAAGGCCUUCACCGUGGCCUCCCUCUUCGUCGGCGCCUCCACCUCCGCCGCCGUAGCUACGCUCCAGCUCUCAGGAAUCCGCUCUGUGGAAGACCUCAAGAGUGUAGGGGCAAAUAUAAGGAAUGCAUGCAAGAGCACGCGAUGAGUCUCUCCGUAUUGUUAUCAUAAGCAAUAAAAGUGUAGGAGACUCUUUUAUGCCCAAAAUCAAGCACACCACUAUCAUUUGUACCUUACAAAUCCAGAUGGUUCCUUGUUCUUGACCACCGGUCGAUGAGACCUGUAUUUGAUCUUCCAAAUCCAUUCAAAGACACUUUUUUUUUUAAA